AUGCGGAGGAAGAGGGAAAAGAAAAAUCGUAGAUUUCGUUUGGAAAGGGAUAUCAUGGAAGGGUUGUACCAUGGAGAAGGGGUGAUAAAUAUUGAAGAUGACGAGGAAGAGAUUCAGGCCACACUUCGGGAGUCACUAAGAGACAAGAAUGUCUCUCACGCAGUUGAGAGGAGGUGUGGGAGUGGCAGUGGUGUUCGUGUGUCUCUUGGGAAACAGAGUAUCACAGCAUACUUUGACAAGGAAUUGUCAAGCAACAAAGUAUCAAUGCAGCCAAAGAUUAACACUGCUUUGAAUGUUGAGUCAAAAGAUGUACUUGGCCAAGCUUGGGCAAAGUUUUUUCAUGCUAAUGACAUUGCUGGUCUGAAAGCAAAUUGUCCCUAUUUUCGUGCGGCUGUCAAGAUAACUCAAAACCUUGGCCCAGCUCCUGUUCCAACUGCCAAGGAGAUUGAUGGGAUAUAUUUGCACAAGAAUUAUGAAGAAGCUGAGCAGUGGUUGAACAUGUUCAAGCAAGACUGGAGGAACUAUGGUGUAACUGUGAUGUGUGACUCAUGGACAGGGCCUACUGGUAUGAGUCUCAUCAAUUUCAUGGUGUAUUGCAAUGCACGGAUGUUCUUUCAUAAAUCCAUUGAUGCUUCUGGUCAAACUCAGAAGUCGGCACUUACAGGGAAUGUCAUGGGAGGUUUGGCUCAAGGUUGGCACGUUCCUCUGCAGAGAAAAUGUCACCAACUGAGUGGUGGUUCCAAUUUGGAGGGGAAGUUCCUAAUCUGCAGAAGUGUGCCUUGAGGAUUGUAUCACAAUGCGUUUCGUCAAGUGGCUGUGAGAGGAAUUGGAGCGCUUUUGCUUUGGUCCACACGAAGCAAAGAAACCGUCUUCUAUAUGGCAAGCUGCACAAGCUUGUA
Messenger RNA from Triticum urartu, 899 nucleotides. Lineage: Eukaryota; Viridiplantae; Streptophyta; Magnoliopsida; Poales; Poaceae. The record is from RefSeq and is a predicted model, not a curated record.